AUGGCCUUCACCCUGUCAGAGAUCAUGGCAGCGAGACGGCAGCAGUCGCAGGCUCAGGCGCAAGCCCAGCGAGGCAACAGGACAGCGGUGGAGGUAGACGAAUACAGCACCAACCCCACUCAGGCCUUCACCUUCUACAACAUCAACCAGGGACGCUUCCAGCCACCACACGUCCACAUGGUGGACCCGAUGCCCCACGACACGCCCAAGCCGCCGGGCUACACCCGCUUUGUGUGCAUCUCGGACACUCACUCCCGCACCGACAGCAUCCAAAUGCCGUACGGAGACGUGUUCAUCCACGCCGGAGACUUCACUGAGCUGGGACUGCCCUCUGAGGUCAAGAAGUUCAACGAUUGGCUAGGUACCCUGCCCUACGACAUCAAGAUAGUAAUUGCCGGAAACCACGAGCUGACCUUUGACCAGGAGUUUAUGGCUGAUCUGAUCAAGCAGGACUUCUACUACUUCCCCUCUGCCUCCAAGUUGAAGCCAGAGAACUACGAGAAUGUCCAGUCGCUGCUCACUAACUGCAUCUACCUGCAGGACUCCGAGGUCACCGUGCGGGGCUUCAGGAUCUACGGCGCCCCCUGGCAGCCCUGGUACUACGGCUGGGGCUUCAACCUGCCGCGGGGUCAGGCUCUGCUGGACAAGUGGAACCAGAUCCCCGACAACACAGACAUCCUGGUCACACACUGCCCCCCACUGGGUUUCCUGGACUGGGUCCCGAAAAAGAUGCAGCGCGUGGGGUGCAUGGAGCUGCUCAACACAGUCCAGAGGAGAGUCCAGCCCAAAUUACAUGUGUUCGGACACAUUCAUGAAGGUUACGGCAUGAUGACCGACGGCACCACGACGUUCGUCAACGCCUCGGCCUGCACGGUCAACUUCCUGCCCAUGAACGCGCCCAUCGUCUUCGACCUUCCAAACCCCCGGGCCACAUGACUAAAGCCAGGUCGCCCAAAAACGCCGGCCGCCGAUCAGGAGAGCUAGGUGAGGUCGGGGGAUGAGAGCGGAGCAGGUUUUCUGUAAAUACCAGGCAGUCGUGUGUGUUUAACGCCACACACACACACACACACACACACACACACACACACACACACACACACACACACACACACACACACACACACACACACACACACACACACAGUAUGGCACAUGCCUGGAGAUAGAGCGGACUCAGUGAGGAACGCUCCCUCAUGCUAUAUUAAUGUUAUUUUUUAUCUGCCACCAUUUCUUCAUCUCAACGCUGCGUCUAAAAGCAGACACACGGACGAGGCGGAGAGACGCUUUUACAUGCGGACAAACGGACAUUUCUCUGUCCUCUUUUACUGCACUGACAAUCUGAUGGGACUCUCAGAGAGACAGGAGGCACCCAGACGUCCCGGUUGGCCCUUUUUUUCCACUUCAUUUAUAUGAACUGUAAAUCACAAAGUGAAACGACCCAACGCCUCGUCUCCGGGACGGUUGUGGAUAAGCCUCGACCUCGACAGCAACGGAACGUUUGCCCAGGGGGAUUGGAACGGAACUUUUCCCCCCACUUUUUAAACAUUACUUUUCCUCAUUUCGUCCCGCCUCUUUCUGCCACCCUUAUCUUCCUCCUGUUUCUCUCCCCUCCUCUGGCCCGGAGCACGGUGUGGUGUGUGUGUGUUUUUGCCAGUGUGUGUGUGUGUGUGAUCAAAUUGAGUGUGUGAGGGCAGCAAGAGGUCUCUGCCAGGGGCUGUGUGAGAGUCAGGGUGUCAAACAUGACACCGCUCCCCUGGGCCCCAUUACAGCCCCCAUAAGCCUCUUAACCACAUGCAGCACUUUCCCUUUUUUUUUUUUUUCUCUCCUCUCCACUCCUCCUUCCACGUAGCUCCCCUAUCACCUUUUCUCCUCUUUUUUUUCUCUCCCUCUCAAUCCUCCAUGCUGGUACUAACUGAGAAGGCGGGCCUUUUGGACUGCAGGUAACAUACGACGUAAAGGUGCUACAUGCUAACGCUGCUUCUGUACAGUCACGCUAACCUCCCAAUUUCCAAGCCGCGGUGGUCAUUUCAAGCACCCUCCCUCGAGUUGGGAGAGAUGGAACUUUUUAUCCUUUUUUUUUUUUUUUUUUUUUAAAGAGGAGUAAAUCUGUAACUACAUGUAGUGUAACUGGUCUUUGUAAAUGUACUCUGUCAAUGUAAAGAAAAUAAGAACUUGAAGAUUUCCACGUUGUUGCUAUGCUUUAAAAAAAAAAAAGUUCAUAUUUGUGCUUAUUACAUUACCUUUGGUCUAUUUCUUAGUAAUGUAAAUGCUUAUUAUGGUAUUUUCUCUCUCUGUGAAGCUGCUCGGGCCCCAUUAUGGUGAUUAUUAACUAUUUCACGUCUCUUUAGCGGUCGUCUGUGUUUUAAAAAGAAAAAGCUUCAUUUUUUUUCCUCCCUUUGCUCUAUUUUCUGAAUUUGGCUGUUCUCAGUAAGAGUCUGAAUGUGCUUAGCAUAACAAGACCACGUCACACUUUGAUCCUCCUGCUCUCCGACAUUAGGUUUGAACGUUCCCUGGGGCUGCAGUUUACUCCCGCUUCCUCAGCACAUCAGCAUUCAUUGUGCCAGCUGAUGUCUUAAUGUUUCUGUGUGUGUGUGUGUGUGUGUGUGUGAAUAAUGGUGGGAGGUGCGUGCACUUGUAAGAGCACGAACAACAGUAUGAGUGUCAGUAUGUGUUAUGCUAAUGUUAUGUGGAGCAGUUUGAGUUUUAGACAACGAAAUUGCAGACAUGUUGGCUGAUCGUGGCUUCUUCAAGAGGCUAGGUUUAGGUUUAGAAUUAGGAUUAGGUUUAAGGUACGGUGCACAGGGUGAAGCGAGUAUGGCCACUGCAGCUUUAAGAACAAGGGCGAGUAGUGAAAUCACAUUUAUCAAUUUGACAACACAUACAUCCAGAGCUUAAAUUGGAAGUCCUAGAACUAGGGCUGGGUAUCGCUCAAAAAUGUUCGAGACCGGUAGCGAUACCAAUACCGGUUCCUAAACGAUGAAAUACAACAUUACACAUUACGGCACAAAUCUUUUUAUUUAUUUUUCAGCUCCUACUACUUGAGCCCUGUGCGUAACGUAGAGUUUUCCCUGCCUGCCUCUACGACGUGUAACGUUAGACAGCCAAUCACCAGCAUUAUUAGAUAUUGGUAGAAGCAUGCUGCAUGCUUAUUGGCUCACUGACUCUGAUGAGAUUUACUCCUUAGGUAUUACAAUUGGGCAUUGAAUAACGAGGCACUUUUCGAUACUCAAUGCUUUAGAGUGCCUUUAAAGUUUUGAAAUGGGUACCUAAUACCCUUUUCUAAAUGUGGCAUAUGUGAAAUUGGUGAAUAUGACAACGCAUUCUCAUGAAAGAAAAUUAAUGCAUACCAAAUCGUACGAUAUCCUACGAAAUUAGGCGGCAACCGGUUGGUCAUGUGACGAUCGGUCACAUGACAGUUACGUUUAGCGGUCUUUACAGUUCAAUUUAGCCGACAAAAGGUUACUGGGAGCCGUCUACAGAGCACCGUGAGCUAUCAGUUGUUUUAGCGGCCGUUGCUAGUUGAGUUUAGCCGACAAAAAGUGACUUUGCACCGCGAGGUGACGGUCCUUUCAGGUGCCGUGGCAGUUUGUAAGACAAAAAGUAAGCAUCAUGCAGCGACAACACGUAAAGCUAUAGUGCGUAGUUUCUGUCGCCCCCAUGAGGAAUUCUAAGUAAUGACAACAAAACUGUCGGCGCGUCCACAU
Messenger RNA from Perca fluviatilis (European perch), 3704 nucleotides. RefSeq names its product metallophosphoesterase domain containing 1 (gene mpped1). The record is from RefSeq and is a predicted model, not a curated record. Gene Ontology annotation, molecular function: hydrolase activity. The coding region runs from base 1 to 936 and encodes 311 amino acids. The transcript has 6 exons. NCBI's taxonomy places the organism in Eukaryota, Metazoa, Chordata, Actinopteri, Perciformes, Percidae.